CGCCGGCAGUCUGGAAAAGUCCCCCGCACAGUGUUGUAAAGCGCAUUAGAACAUUCCAUGGAAAUGCACUAUAGAAAUUGAUUAUAUUAUUAUUAUUAUUAUUAUUCAUUGUGAGUUGACUGUUGUUAGGAUAGGAAAAGGGUAGACCUGUGCUCAUUGCCCUGACUUUGAUUCAGGCAUUGAUCCUGGCUUUUUUAUAUCGCUUAUUUAUGGAUAAGCUCUUCCUCAGUAUUAACUAGUGACCAAACAAAUUUUUAGUAAUUGCUAUCCAGGCUUUUUUACAUAGCUCAUUUAUGGGUCAGCUCUUCUCAGUGUUAGCUAGUAACUAAAAUUUUUAAUAAUUGCUAUCCAGGCUUUUUUACAUACCUCAUUUAUGAGUCAGCUCUUCUCAGUGUUAGUAACUAAACAAAUUUUUAGUAAUUGCUAUCCAAGCUUUUUAUGUUGCUCAAUUAUGGGAGAGCUCUCCCCAAUAUUAUCUAGUAGGUAAACGAAUUUUUAGUAAUUGCUAUGAUAUGUCAAAAGGUUAUAAAGUACAUAUAUUUACACAAAUUUUUUGCAAAAGGUGUUGGAAAUAUUCAUGUUAGGUAAAUGGAUAGAUAUCUUUUUGGCAUGCUUUGUAUAUGUUCUUCUUUAUAAUUCAGUUCAUGUUAAAAAUUUCUGACCACUUACGAAAUCAUUUUGCAAAAAUUUCCUCAGUGAACCAUUUUGGAACAUUCCUGAGUUCCUGCUGGAGUAUGCUCGCAAACGGGCCUGGGGCUGAAUUUUUAAACUAGUUUCCAGAUCUCCUGAUUGUAACUAUUCAAGAUGGCGGCUAGUACGCUUAAGACGGAUAAGAUAUUGACAUCUCUUGUUGGUGUGGGGAUUGGAGGAUUGAUCAUUGUCAAGGGCUCAGCUGAGUUGUUUCCGCAUAUUUACAAGCGAUUCUAUGGCCUAAAAGAUAAUAAGGGUGCGUUUGUCACAGUACCCGAUCGCUGUCUUGAACAACUGCACAAGGUCGCGGAAAGGUAUGGUGUCACAAAUGUGGACAAAGUUAACUUGUUUAUCCAUCGAGGUUUCCAUGCUAUUUCACUUGGAUCAUCUAUACUUCCCGGUGGAGCUGUGAUAGGUUUACCAAGGUGGUAUGUGUUUCAGAAUAAAGAAGAUAUUUACAACUCCGGCCUCAAAUUCGGAAAAACUGUUGGUUGGUAUUCUGAAGUUGGUGAGGCAUUGUCUGAAACAUUUCUUCCAACAGACGACAUUAUUGCGUUCACAAUUGGCCACGAACUCACUCAUACCGAGAAACAUUUUCACUUAAAGUUGUAUGACACGUUUGUACCCCCAACGUGGCUGUAUGUUACGUAUAGAAUUUCUAAUUCGAUGUCGAAGAUUCUAAAACAUCGAUUUGAUUUCCGAGCUCUUCUUUACCUUGGCAUCUUUGGAGUAAGCUUAUUUACUUACACGCGCGUUUACGAAAAGGUGUGCCACUUCGCUGAAUUUGAUGCAGACGAAGUAUCUGCUAAAUGUGAUCCUCGAAUGGCACGAGGUGGCGUUGAUUUUUUUGCACUGACAUUGAAACGAAACUUGAUACAGCGAGCAAUACUUGGAAAGAGAGGCGAGGAAAAUUUCACUAAAGAAGGGAAUUUUAUUGCGCGCUCUUUGAUAUCCAUGCAUCCACCCUUCACUGAUAGGCUUGACAGAGUGAGAUAUAUUUUAGAGUCAUCGCCAGACUAGCACUUGUCAAGUGACAUUUCCGGGUUGUAGACAGCAGGUGUGUUUGAGGGCUGAAGGCACGAAUUGAUGAUUGCCAGGGGCACAAGAUUCUAGGGGGGUCCAGGGGUAUGUUCCCCAGGGAACUUUUAAAAUAUUGGGUUGUCUGAGACUGCAUUUUGUACAUUUUGAAGGCUGUUAGAUAGAAUAAAAAUUUUUAGGUCAAUAAUGAAUUUUGGGUUUAAUCUUCAAGUAAUGUGCCAAGCUCAAGCCUCACUGAAUGUUUCUCACUUUCUUUUGAAUCACAGGUAUCUAGUAAAUAGACUUGUAGCAUGCAGGGGGAUUUGUAUGCACCAGUUGCAACCCCCCUCCCUGCAUUUGGAUGAACUCUGAACUUUUUUGCCAUGUGUAGCUGGAGUGACUCCUCUAAGUGAAAGCAGAGUGAUGAAGGCUGAGAGAAAAAUGAGUAGGAAUGAACUUUGAGUGACCUCUAUAAUUAGAGUCAGCUACACAGGCUAGACAAUUGACUUGACCCACUAUCAUUAUUAAAAAAACAUGAAGGAAA
Molecule: messenger RNA, 2251 nt
Organism: Stylophora pistillata
Lineage: Eukaryota; Metazoa; Cnidaria; Anthozoa; Scleractinia; Pocilloporidae
Product: transmembrane protein 177-like
Biological process (GO): proteolysis
Cellular component (GO): membrane
Molecular function (GO): metalloendopeptidase activity
Source: RefSeq, a predicted model, not a curated record